AUGCGCUACUCAUUCACCAUCACCGCCCUGAGCCUCCUCUCAUCGGCCUUUGCCAUCACCGUCACCACCCCGUCAUCAGACACGGUGUGGGAUUUCUCUACUGCCAAAACUAUCAAAUUCACUAGCGAUUCCAGUGAUCCUUCAGUAAUCAGUAUCAUCCUCCGAAGUCAGGAUGGCUCCUUCCAGACCAAAUUAGCCGAUAACGUCAAGACCUCUGCCGGCGAAUACACGACCCAGCCUAACCCUAGCAUUUCUAACGGAGAUGACUACGAGAUCCAGAUAAUUGAUUCUGCGGGUCAGCUCGCCGUCAGUAACAUUUUUACUGUCAAGAAGGGCGCUUCGGAUGAUGGUACCACGUCCUCGUCUUCUUCCACCUCUUCCUCUUCUUCCACAUCUUCCAUCACCACCACUUCUUCCUCCUCCACUUCUUCCACGACAUCUGACACGACCACCACCUCCUCUUCUACCUCUUCUUCCACGACAACUUCUUUCACCUCUGCCGACGCUUCAUCCACCAGUGCCUCCGCGUCCGCUCUGCAGUCGACUGGCGCUGCGUUGCCUCAGUUUAGUGCCCCCAAGGGAGCGGUGGCUCUACUCGGUGCUGCACUUGCGCUUCUCCAGUUAUAG
Penicillium crustosum is the source of this 627-nucleotide messenger RNA. Its product is annotated as GPI anchored serine-threonine rich family protein. Lineage: Eukaryota; Fungi; Ascomycota; Eurotiomycetes; Eurotiales; Aspergillaceae. The transcript has 3 exons. The record is from RefSeq and is a predicted model, not a curated record. Bases 1 to 627 code for a protein of 208 amino acids.